Molecule: messenger RNA, 1505 nt
Organism: Xiphophorus couchianus (Monterrey platyfish)
Lineage: Eukaryota; Metazoa; Chordata; Actinopteri; Cyprinodontiformes; Poeciliidae
Gene: nat8l2
Product: N-acetyltransferase 8-like 2
Exons: 2
Coding region: 241-912 (223 amino acids)
Molecular function (GO): N-acetyltransferase activity
Source: RefSeq, a predicted model, not a curated record
CGUUUCUGCCGCUUGUGUACUCUGACCAAAGUCAAAUACAGGAUAGCAGUGUGCGUCCUGUUCAUUAAACUGCAAAAGUUUAAAGUUUAACUUAACCUAAAUAUAAGUUCAAACGGUGUUUGCCAGGGUUGUUGUCUUAAGGGUUCGUCGGUCGGAUUACAGAGUUGUUAUUCGAUAAACUGAACAAACCGAGGAAGUUUGCGUAGAGUACAGUAAGGGUCCGAGAAGUAUUUUUGUGUCAUGGAGCUGGUGAUCCGCCGCUACCGUCCCUCAGACAAGGACACGGUGCGGCGCCUGUUCAGUAGCGGCAUCAGGGAGCACAUCGGCCCAUGUUUUCAGAAUGCCAUGUCUAGCCCUCUACACCUCACUAUUACUCUGUCUCUGGGCUUGGUUGGCUACCUCCUGGGCUCUUUGUAUACAGCUCUGUUGCUGCCAACAGCCUGGGUGGGACUCAUCUACUGCUGCUCCUACGACCUAUUCGCCAGGUAUGUCGCAAUGAAACUUAAGACAGACAUGCAGGACAUCGACGGGACGUACCUGAGCAGACCGGAUGAUUGCUUUUGGGUGGCAGAGGCUGAGGUCGACGGGGCAACGCAGGUCAUCGGGAUGGUGGCUGUGUUGUGUAUAGGAAGUGGGAAUGAGAAGCACGGGGAAAUGUUCCGAAUGAGCAUCUCGCCAAAGUCCAGGCGGAUGGGACUGGGCCGCAUGUUGACUCAGACUGUGAUUGAUUUCUGUAAGGAGCGAGGCUUCUCUAAGUUGGUGCUAGGGACCACCUCCACCCAGAUGGCUGCUGUGGAUCUGUACAAAAAACUGGGGUUCAAACUUGUUCUCACACACAAAGACGUAUACGCUCCCCCCUGGAUGCUUGCGUUGGCCCAAGUCAACGUUUUAAAAAUGGAAAAACAUUUAUGAAGCUAAAACUGUAGGGUUUGCUUAUGUGUCUUAUUUUAUAUGUCUUAAAGAAAAGCAUGUCUUAUAGAUGGUAGUUUUUCCAUUCACGUCGGGACCAAAUGCAGUGUGAAUAAUGUGUGACAUCAGAGAAAAAGUAAUGAAAGGAUUUAAUAUGUGAAGGUGUGAGGAUAUAAAAUGACAAUAUUUAUGUUAUAUCAGUCAAUCAUUUUUGUUUAAAGGUGGGGAUAAUUUUUUUUAAAAUUAUGCUUUUUCAGUCUGAUUACGAUGCAUUCACCAUCAUUAUGUUUGGUUGUCUCUAAAUUAGAACUAUUGAAAGUAGUUCUAAUUUCUUGUUUACACUUGUUAAAUGUUUAAUGCAUGAAAAAUUAUCAGUUUACUCCACUCCACCUAUUGAAUAUUAUUGAGUGUGUUAUUGAUUUGACCUAUUUCCACUAAUUGUUUUUAUAACAAUCAGUUUUGUUCUCCUGAAAAAAAGUCUUCACUAAAUCUAAACUAAAGAUUAUUCUUUCUAAUAUGUUGUUUUAUUUGUAUUUUUUGUUUAAUUUAGUAAUAGGAUGAGUCAAAAACAUUUCAGUAAAUGAACCCUGACCCUU